This is a messenger RNA of Zasmidium cellare ATCC 36951, 1911 nucleotides long. RefSeq names its product glycoside hydrolase family 1 protein. Gene Ontology annotation, molecular function: beta-glucosidase activity. Bases 1 to 1911 code for a protein of 636 amino acids. NCBI's taxonomy places the organism in Eukaryota, Fungi, Ascomycota, Dothideomycetes, Mycosphaerellales, Mycosphaerellaceae. The record is from RefSeq and is a predicted model, not a curated record. The transcript is spliced from 3 exons. Gene Ontology annotation, biological process: carbohydrate metabolic process.
AUGUAUCAACGACUUUGUCUCAUCCUCUUUGCUGCUGCAGCUACGGCUCACACCCAGCCACAAUCCCAUGGUUCUGGACACUCCUGCGAGGCUACACUUUCCUCCACACCGACUUUCGACUAUUCCAACUUCACCUACCCGCAAAUUUCACUUGCAAAAACCAAACCCGUGUCCAACGAGAUAACACCAACUCCAGCAGCCACAUACGCACUGCACUACUCCGAUGUCAGUUCGCAAUUCGACAAUCUCUCUUCAACCACCUGGCCAAAUUGGACACCCGCUUUCCCCCUGCCUUCACAAAGUGAUGAGGCCAAUCCGUAUGGCAAUGCAGCCUUGACAAAUCUUUGGCAGGCUGCCAACCCAGUCAACUUCACACGAGGAAUCUACUCAACAACCGUCUCUCCAACACCAGUCCCUUCAACGGAGCUAGUACCUCCACCGCCAUUGUACUUCACGCCAGAAAGCUGCUACAAGUUCCCCAAAGACUUCAUCUUUGGCGCUGCUGGCUCUGCAUCCCAGAUCGAAGGCGCUGUCGCGGACGAGGGCAAGUCACCGUCGUUGCAGGAUGUCCUGGCCAACAUUCUCAGAAGUGGUGGACCCGUGGGCGACUAUGGCACCGGCGAGCAUUACUAUCUCUACAAACAAGACAUCGAAAGACUGGCGGCCAUGGGACUGAAAAAUCUCUACCUCACGAUUCCCAUGACUCGAAUCCUCCCGUUCGCACUGCCUGGUACUCCAGUGAACUCGCAGGCUCUGGAUCACUACGAUGAUGUGAUCAACUGCCUCCUCGAGCACGGCAUCCAGCCCAACGUUGGCCUCGCACAUUUCGAUACUCCACUGCAAUUCUACGGCGGCAGCUCCGACUACCUUCUCAACCUGGCUACUCUGCAAAGCUCAUCGACAUACGGCAUUGGAGGGAUCAGUUUCGGCUAUUCGAAUGAGACAUUCGUAGACUCCUUCGUCAACUACGCUCAAAUCGUCAUGGCUCGUUACGGAGAUCGGGUGCCCCUUUGGAACACAUACAAUGAGCCGCAGAUUGGGUGCAGUGAUGGAGUAGCCGUGAAUAAUGUCCUCGUAGCGCAUGCUCGAGUGUAUCACUACUACAAGGAGACGCUCAAGGGGAAGGGGAAGAUCUCGAUGAAGAUGGGCAUCACUCCAGCUGUGCCGCGAGAUGCGAGCAAUCACUCUCAUGUCGAAGCGGCAAACUACUUCUCAGAUCUCUACAGCGGAGCUUUGCUGAGACCACUUGCACUCGGACAAGAUUAUCCUCAAGCGUUCAAGCUCAGCGUUCCGGAUCAUGUACCAUUGUCGCAAGCUGAUCUUGAAUACAUGAACGGCACAAUGGACUUCAUCUCCCUCGACGCCUACUCCGCCCCUGUCGUCGAGCCAGUCGCUUCCAACCUCACCGCCUGCGCAACGUCCUACAACAAGACCACAAACCCCUACCGCAACUUCCCCAUUUGCGUCAACGCUUCCAGUACAGUACCAGCUGCAGACGGCGACUGGUCGAUCGGCUAUUCCCCCUAUGGCUCACCAACCUACUACGACUCGCCGCACAACCUUCGUACUCAGCUGCGAUACACCUACACCACGUACAAACUCCCCGUCUUCAUCUCCGAAUUCGGCCUCUCCCUCCCAGCGCCGCCCGGCGGACGUCUGCAAGAUAACCUCUUCAACCAGCCGGCUUCCGAAUACCUCCUCAGCUACCUCAAUGAGGUGCUCAAAGCGAUCUGGGAGGAUGGGGUGGAUGUCAUGGGAGCUUUGGUGUGGAACUGGGCGGAUGAUUGGGAGUUUGGGAGUUUCGCUCAGGGGUUUGGGCUGCAGUAUGUGAACUUUACGACGCAGGAGAGGAGGUAUCGGAGGAGCUUCUUUGAUGUUAUGGGAUUUGUGGAGAGUAGGAGGAUGGAGUGA